This is a messenger RNA of Eruca vesicaria subsp. sativa (arugula), 1694 nucleotides long. Lineage: Eukaryota; Viridiplantae; Streptophyta; Magnoliopsida; Brassicales; Brassicaceae. The record is from the annotation of a GenBank genome assembly.
AUGGACGGUGAAAAUAGCGUUGGAGGAGGAGGAGGAGAUGAUCACAACCGUCACCUUCACCACCACCAUCACCGGCCAACUUUUCCUUUUCAACUUCUCGGAAAACGAGACCCCGAUGACACUCAACAACAACAACAACCUUCCCCCUCUUCUUCCUCAUCUCUCUUCUCCCUCCACCAGCACCAACAGUUAUCCCAAUCGCAACCGCAAUCGCAACCACAGCAAAAACCACAACCACAAAAAGACUUAGAGGAGUCAGCUGUGGUUGUAGCUAAAAAGCCGCCGUUAAAACGAGCGUCGACUAAAGAUAGACACACCAAAGUAGACGGAAGAGGGAGGAGGAUAAGGAUGCCUGCGUUAUGCGCAGCUAGGGUUUUCCAGCUAACACGCGAGCUCGGCCAUAAAUCCGACGGUGAAACUAUCGAGUGGCUUCUCCAACAAGCUGAGCCGUCAGUUAUCGCCGCCACCGGAACAGGAACUAUCCCGGCGAAUUUCACUUCUCUCAACAUCUCUCUCCGUUCUUCAGGCUCCUCCAUGUCUCUCCCUUCUCAUUACCGUAACGCCGCUUCCACUUUUAGCCCUAACAACAUCUUCUCUCCAUCGUUACUUCAACAACAACAACAACGAAGUGGCGGUGGUGGGUUUCUUCACCCUCACCAUCAUCUACAGGGACGUGCAACGACGUCGUCUCUCUUUCCUGGUAUUGAUAACUUCACCCCAACUACAUCGUUUUUGAACUUCCAUAAUCCGACAAAGCAAGAAGGAGAUCAAGAUUCGGAAGAGUUGAGUUCAGACAAGAAACGAAGACUCCAACUCCAGACGACGUCGGAUCUACAUCAUCAACAUGAUCAAAUCGGUGGCUAUACGCUUCAGUCUAGCAACAGCGGCUCUACCGCUACAACCGCUCAAAUACCAGGAAAUUUCUGGAUGGUUGCGGCUGCGGGUGCGGGUGCGGCGGGUGGUGGUAAUAAUAACCAAACAGGAGGUUCUGUUGGAGGCGGUGGAAGUGGAGAGCCUGUCUGGACGUUUCCUUCGAUUAACACUGCGGCUGCUGCGUUAUACAGAAGUAGCGUUUCGGGCGUUUCAGGUGGGGCGGUUUCGAGCGGUUUACAUUUUAUGAAUUUCGCAGCGCCAAUGGCAUUUCUUACUGGACAACAGCUGGCAACCAGUAGUAAUCAUGAGAUUAAUGAAGAUAAUAAUAAUGAAGGUGGAAGAAGUGACGGUGGUGAUCAUCAUAAUACACAGAGACAUCAUCAUCAACAACAACAACAACAACAACAUCAUAAUAUUCUCUCCAGUUUAAGUCAGUAUGGACGGCAAGUUUCCGGCGAAUCUCAGGCUAGUGAUUCACUUGAAGGCCGUGACGAAAAUCAGCAAGAUUAAGCACACGAGGAAAACAAAGCAGUUAAUCGUGGGUUACCUGGCGGCGCCGGUCGUGGCGACGGUGUUCGGCGGCUGUGUAAUACGUUUGUUUUGCCGUUAUUUUUUUUUUACUUUCUGUAUUAUUUUUUGUUAAGUAAAAAAAACAAAAAUACGUGAGAACGUGAGAUUAUUUUUAGUUUUGAUUUUUUUUCUUACUUUUGAUUUAAAUUUGAAUUUUUUUUUCUUGUGAGUGAGUGAGUGAUUAAAUAGUACACGAGAUUUUCUCUGUCAGGUUUUUGGAUUUUGAGGAGAAUAUGACACUUUUUAUCAUU